GUAUAUGUGGUCAUUGCUUCAAGAGCAUCAAACAUCAUUAAACGAUUUCAUUCAUAACCAGUACAUAAAUUAUAAAAAUUUUAUUCAAGUCAAACAGAAAUUAAAUGAUAAAUACAAAUCGUUUUUCAAUCCUUGUAUAUUUCUACAAUUACAAGACAGUAAAAUCAAAGGUUAUUUAUCAAUAGAUACAUUCUUUAAUUAUAUAAUGAAAAAAAUAUGGAUAGAUCAGACUAGAAAUGGACUUUCUCAAUAUGAUUCAAGUGGUUGUGGUUAUUUAAGCGAARCGGAUUUUGAAGCUUAUAUUUUAGAUCUCAUACCUACAUUAACGCAGUUGAAGAAAUUAGAAAAAAUAUUUUAUUCAUUUUAUUCUUGUAUGGUUGUAAGAAAAUUUUUUUUUUACUUGGAUCCUCUUCGAACUGGGAAAAUACAAAUCAUUGACAUCUUAUCUUGUGGUUUUCUUGAUGAGCUCUUGGAGCUCCGCGAAGAAAAUUGGAGUAAGGAAUCACAGAAAAAAAAUUGGUUUUCUGUUCCAUCUGCUCUUAAUAUUUAUUCGUCAUAUUUAGAAUUGGAUAAAGAUCAUAAUGGAUUAUUGAGCCGCCAAGAAAUAGCAGGAUAUAAAUCAGGUGCUUUCACUUCAGUAUUUUUGGAUAGAGUGUUUCAAGAUUCAUUUACAUAUGAUGGGGAAAUGGACUACAAGGGUUAUUUGAACUUUGUUUUAGCUACAGAAAAUCGGCAUGAACCUCAAUCUUUACGAUAUUUAUUCAGAUUUUUAGAUAUAAAAAAUCAAGGAUACUUGGAUGCAUUUACCAUCAACUAUUUUUCUAGGGCUGUUGCUGAUCGAUUACCGAAGGAGCAACAACAGAUGGUUUCAUUGGAUGAUAUAAAAGACGAAAUAUUUGAUAUGAUCAAACCAGAAAAUCCAGCUAAAAUAACUUUAAAAGAUAUCAUAUGCAGUAAGAUGGGUCAUAUAUUAGUAAACAUUUUGAUAGAUUUUAAUGGAUUUUGGUCUUAUGAGUUCAGAGAAACUCUAACUAAUAAUCGUAUCCCUGACAAUAACUUCAAUGAAAGUUUUGUUACACAUUAACACAUYACAAAAUUAAACAYAUUUAUAAAUUAAAUACUUAACUAUUAAUAAUUAUUGUAUAAUUUAUAGUGUAAUUUAACUUUUUAUAACAUUUAUGCCAUUUUAUAAAUUCUAUACUUGUAUUUUACCAAUUAUUCAAGAAUGUUAAAUGUACGGUAAAAGAUACAAUAUGUUUGUAUAAUAA
Molecule: messenger RNA, 1268 nt
Organism: Diuraphis noxia (Russian wheat aphid)
Lineage: Eukaryota; Metazoa; Arthropoda; Insecta; Hemiptera; Aphididae
Product: serine/threonine-protein phosphatase 2A regulatory subunit B'' subunit gamma-like
Biological process (GO): cortical cytoskeleton organization; B cell homeostasis; T cell homeostasis
Cellular component (GO): spindle; centrosome
Source: RefSeq, a predicted model, not a curated record